This is a messenger RNA of Exophiala aquamarina CBS 119918, 1578 nucleotides long. RefSeq lists its product as uncharacterized. Gene Ontology annotation, biological process: transmembrane transport. Lineage: Eukaryota; Fungi; Ascomycota; Eurotiomycetes; Chaetothyriales; Herpotrichiellaceae. The transcript has 6 exons. Gene Ontology annotation, molecular function: transmembrane transporter activity. The coding region runs from base 1 to 1578 and encodes 525 amino acids. The record is from RefSeq and is a predicted model, not a curated record.
AUGGCUUUCGGAGUCCUUGAGGAUCUUACUUUGGUUAAGGUUCCAGGGACGGUCGUUUUGACAAAUUCGGACGCGAACACGCUCGAAGAAUCUCAAAUGGAUGGCAAGUUGAAGAAGAUUGGAUCUAUUACACUACUUCCUCAACCAACCGACAGCUCCCAUGAUCCAUUGAAUUGGCCGUGGUUGAGGAAGAAUGUUCUCUUAGUCGUGAUUGCAUCAGCAUCUGGUGUUACGGUGUCACUGGGCCCCAUGAUAUCCCCUGGGCUGCCACUUCUGGCGAUGCAGUAUCAGAAGAGCCUUGACAUGAUAUCGACUUACCUAGUCGGUUUAUUCAUUCUUUGGACCGGUGUCUUCACAUUCUUUACUUCCGCAGCAGCCUCGGUCUGGGGCAAGAGAAUGGUAUUUGUGCUUUCUGCUGCGGCGUUGCUGGCACUUAACGCUUGGGGCUUCUUCGUAAAGUCGUUUGAGGAAUUUGUCGCGAUGCGCCUGCUCCAAGGAUUCGCCUCGGCUCCCUUCGAGACCCUUGUGACGUCCACUAUCCAAGACCUCUUCUUCGUCCACCAGCGUGGCCAGAAGAUGGCCAUUUGGGGACUCAUGUCAACUUGUGGGGUUCUCCUAGGCCAAGUCAUCUCUGGUGUUAUAAUCGAGCGACUAGGUGUCAAAUAUACCUUUGGUAUCAGCGCCAUGAUAUUUGUCCCCCUUUUGAUUGCGACCUUCUUCUUCGUCCCAGAGACAGUGUACCAGCGUGGUACACAUUUCAAAAUGGUGGAUAUCGUGAGUGACGAGAAGAUCACAACCACCAUGACUUUCCGAUCUAACGUUCCCGACCAUUCCCAGCAUUCAGCAUACGCGGUGUUUCGUGGCCGUGUUUCCAAUGAGAGUUUCUUGAGGCAGCUCAUAAAACCUUUCCCACUCUUCAUCUAUCCCGCGGUCGUGUUUGGUAGCUUCAUCUAUGGAAGCUUCUUCACGUGGCUAGUGGCACUAUCUGUUCUAUCCGUACCAAUGUUCGCAGCACCACCCUACAACCUGACACCCUCGCAAGUUGGUCUGACAAACCUGCCGUUGCUUGUUGUCGGCCUUGUUGGGUCUCCCGUUUCAGGAUGGAUGGCCGAUAAAGUGAUUCGCUGCAUGGCCAAGCGUAACAACGGCAUCUAUGAGCCCGAAUUCAGACUGACCCUCAUGAUCCCUGGCGCACUUCUCUCCACAAUUGGUUUCUUUGGCCUGGGAUCCUCAAUCGCACAAGGUGCAAAGAUUGGAUGGCCAUUGGCAUUCAUUUCUUUGCACUCUCUUGCAAUCCCGUUCGCAAGCCAGGCUGCGUUUACUUACGUUGUUGACUGCCACCCUGAAGACGCCAACCAAGCCUUUGUCACCAUUGGACUCGUGAAGGCUAUCCUAACAUUCUUAGUUACCACGUCUGUGAACGGUUGGUUCGCGUCUCAGGGUGCAAAGAUGGUUUUCUGGUCCAUUGGAGGGUUGAAUCUGGGAAUCUGCCUGCUUACGAUUCCCGUGUACGUCUUUGGAAAGAAGUUUCGAGCAUUGGUAAGGAAAGCCCGUAUUGAAAUCUGUCACAAAAUCUAG